AUGGAAACACCGAAGGUGACAUGUGACGAUGUGAAUGAGCUCGUUGCGAUGUGCUCCAUAUCGCUUGAGAAGGCCAUCACGUCCCUUCAACAAUGCUCUUCUAGCCUCUUUGUGCUUCUUUACCAGCGUCUUUACAACUGUACCAUCAAAGACAUUGAAAGCUCCCCAUAUACGCUGCAACAAAAGCAAUGGAAUGUCACACGCGUAUUGAAUGAACUGCGAGACAAGAGGGGUAUUGACGUUGCGGGCAUUGACGCAGAGCAGAUUAUACAAUUUAAUGAAGAGCACAUCAGUCGACUAAUUACGCUUUUUUUGAAUAUUGCAUACAAAAUGAGACUGCAAGGGGGUGUGGGGGCCGGUGCUUCCAUUCCAGUUGGCUCUGGGAAGUUACCGUCAACGCGAAAUUUGUUGCCUACAGCUGUGUCAAGACCGGUGUUAGCAGAGUUACCGCAUGAAUCCGCAGAAGAUGGAACGUGGUAUGCCCCAGUAAGAACUGUGGAAGAAGGGGAACGAAUGUUACACAUGGAUGAAAUGCAUUUUGCCCAAUUCCCUCAGGAACAUGCUAAGGUUGCUCCUCUGGAUAUGGACGAGGAACGUGUCGGUCAGCUCCCAGGACCGCUCUCUCUCCCACAUCACACGCACCACGGCCAUCAUAGACAUGUCCCAGAAAUGGAAGAAAGGGCGGGUGGGGGUACCACGGGGGAUGUUGCCUUCAUGAGAUCAGGCGAGGAAGAUGAGGAUGAAGAGGAUAUUCUUAUGGGAACCCCUGUAAAGGAUGAACAUGAAUACGGCGGCAGUGCUGGUAGUUAUGGUAAUGGAGAUGAGGAAGAAAUACCCACAAACCAGUUAGUGAAUGCAUGGAACGCCGAGGUCAUCCCGCCCAAACAAUACAAUCGGGUCAUUAAUUCCUCCGACAUUGCGGAUGUACGGGAACGGUUGAGCCUAAUGGAAGAACAACUGAUAAAUGAGGCCCGCCAACGUGAGAGACGUCAGCGGACCGGGGUGCCACGCCACCUCGACAGCAGUCAGGUUGGCUUCUUUGACCAUGAUGGGAAAGUUGCCAGGAGACUCAGGCGGCGCGAGAAGCCCAAGGUUGUGUUUCCUCGCAGUCUCGUUCCAGACACCGUCUCAAAAGAGGAUUUCCUCCGCCAAGAACCGAAGCGCAUGAUUGAUUACACCCUGAGAAAUGAAAAGAUUGAAAUGCUUCGUUCCGUACGUCUCAUUGAUGAUCUCCAGAAGGAAAUUCGGCGGAAAAUGUUCCAACGACACAACGACGCAACGCGACAACUACGCGAGAAUCUACGGCAGUCAUUGGAAGAAGAUCGACGGGAAAAAUUGGAGCGUAUGCGGCAGAUUAAGGAUGAGGAUCAAAAGUACCGCAGCGCUUACAAAGCCAUCAUGGCUGCUGCCUGUAAUGAUCUUCGUACCGCAGAAGAUCUUAUGAUGGAACGCACCCGACAGUUGGCAGAGUAUCAUUCACACUCGCUACGGGAGAGCCGUCGCAUGUGUCAAUACAUGAAGCGGGAGAGCAAGGAACGGAUGCGGCACGAUCUCCUUCGCUAUGCGAGUACGGUAACGGGAUGGCAGUCACAUUUUGUCAGUUAG
Molecule: messenger RNA, 1605 nt
Organism: Trypanosoma cruzi
Lineage: Eukaryota; Euglenozoa; Kinetoplastea; Trypanosomatida; Trypanosomatidae
Exons: 1
Coding region: 1-1605 (534 amino acids)
Cellular component (GO): spindle pole; centrosome
Source: RefSeq, a predicted model, not a curated record